Molecule: messenger RNA, 3478 nt
Organism: Arabidopsis lyrata subsp. lyrata
Lineage: Eukaryota; Viridiplantae; Streptophyta; Magnoliopsida; Brassicales; Brassicaceae
Exons: 4
Coding region: 218-3202 (994 amino acids)
Source: RefSeq, a predicted model, not a curated record
UUCUUCUUCUCUCUCUCUAUCUCUCAAUCUCUUUCUUCUCUUCAAUGCUCUCUUUCUCUCUCUAAGAAGCCAUUUCUUUUCUCUUGCCAAGAAAAACCAUCUAAGGAGUAAGAUAAGAGUCAGACUUAGGUAGGUGAUGAUAAAGAAGAUCUGGUGUUAUGCGGAAGUAUUUGGGAAACGAAGAGGAAGAGGCAAAUAGUAACAGUGGAAGAAUCAAAUGUUCUUAUCCACUGAGAACCCACCAAAUGACCCACUUUCUUCUUCUUCUUCUCCUCCUUUCUUACAUCUCCCCACUUCUUCCCAUGAGUUAGGUCAAUCCCAUCUCUCCAAUUUCUCCAUCAGAGAUUACGCAUAUAGUAACCGGAAGAACAACAUCAAGAACAAUUGGCCAUUUUCCUCAAAAAGUCUCCAACUUUUCUCAACUCAUGGCAUAACUGAUCCUUUGCCACCGUUACAGAAAGUUUCCACCGUAAGUAACCAGUUUGAGACCAAGGCUAGUUCAUCGUCGGGGAAGCAAAUCGUAUCCUAUGUUCAUCAUGGAAGAGAUUUGGCUAAACUUGGGUUGAAUCAGACAUUAGCAGAGACUAGUAAAGGAGGAGUUAGUAGCCAAUCAAGAAUCAUCGAGAAUGGUUUGUUUUCGAGUACAAGUGUUUCCAAGUCUGAAGUAGAGAUAGUUGUAGCUGCUACAAGUAACAAGAAGGACAACCACAGUAAAAAGUGUGGAAGAGGGAUGGUGAAAUCUAAAGAAGAUAGUUGUGGUGGCCUUGUGACGACUUCUGAAUCAAUAAUGGCUUCAAAAACAUGUCCUAUUUGCAAAACCUUCUCCUCAGCUUCUAACACAACUUUGAAUGCUCACAUCGACCAGUGUUUGUCUGUUGACUCAGCACUGCCACCGGUUGUUAGUAGUAAGCCAAACAAGCCUAGAAGUAAGCCACGGGUGAAAGUUAAAACGAUGGUUGAUAUCUACGCUUCUGCGAAAGAAGGCACAUUAGAAGAUCUUGAUAAAAGAAAUGGAACAAAGUGGGUGUCGAUUUUGAGUUAUACAAAUAGAGUUGUUGCUGAGAAGUCUGAAGUGUCUAAGAAGCGGAAAGUUUCGCCUGUUGGCGUUGGUCCGGUUUAUAUUGAUGCUAAGGGGCAGAAAUUGCGGAUUUUAUCUGAGUUCAGCGAGAAGAAGACUUCUACUACUCCGUCGAGAGAACAGCAUGAGGAUGGUAGUGGUGGUAAGAAAUGUUUAAGCCAAGGUAGUAAAGGAAACAAUAAAUGCUUGAGGAAAAUUCGUCGAGUAAAGAAGCCUCACAAGUAUGUUAAACUAACCAAUCACAAAGCUAAUGCUCCAGAGCAGAUACCUGGAGAUCAAAGAGGUUUUUCUGGAGAAGGUAGUCACACUGGUCAUCAUAGAAUCCAUAAUCAGCGGAUGCUAGCGAAACGUGGUCUGAUUUCGAAGAAGCUAAAUGAGAAAGGACAUGAAUUAUAUGGUUUGCGGGAUCAGCUAUCGGAUGAUGAAGAUACAUGGUCAGGAGGAGAUCCUACUGUGUUGAGAGGUACUGAUUUGUUUGCCACAGAUUCUUAUCCUUUAUAUAAACAGAAGCUGGGGAGCGAAGUUGCUCGACCAAAAAAGGCUUUGUUUGGGAGUAAAAGUGCUCAAAGUCGUUCAUUUAGAGUCCCUCAGAGUGAAAAAGAAGAUGAGUCACUUGAGGGAAUUCAAAUAAACACUCUCCGAUUAAAGAAGAGCAUUGCUUCAUUUCAAGAAGAUAAGUAUCCACCUGGAAAGAAUUUCUGCUCAGAUGCUGUAGAUGUUUCAGAUGCAUCUCCUCGUGGAACUAGCAUGAGAAAGUUUUCCCCACCUUUUGUACCAAAUGCCUGGAGGCGACUAUCUGUGCCUGUGGAGCUAAAUAAAGCUCGGUUGGAUUUCUCGGAGGAAGAAGAUGAAGAAGAAACAGGGAAAUGGGAAUCUGAAAUGACUCAAGAACGUGAGCUGCCAGAUAAUGAUUAUGUUUCUGGUGAUAAUGGAGAAAGAAAUGAGGUCUUACUGAGAUCAAAUCCUUCAUCUAGUGGUUACGAUGAUUAUAAUGAUGAUGACGACGAAAGUAGUGAAGAGGAAGAAGCUAAUAACAAAAGAGCUCAUGUUUUGGACAAAACUGAUGAUAUGGGUGCUGAGUUCUACCAGUCAGACAGUCCACCAUCUAUUGAAAUCUUACCCAGAGAGCGAGCAAUGUAUUACUCCGAAGUUGGGAAUAUGAUUUACGGGCAAACCUCUUGCAAGGAGAAUGAAAGGUUUGAUUCUGUAGUUGGACAAGGAAGCUUAUUUGUAGAGGUUGAUACCAUUCCUAUUCCAGGACCUCCAGGAUCAUUUUUACCAAGUCCUCGAGAUAUGGGUUUUGAUGAGAAUCUUGGGAACUCGUCGGUUAUCACAAGCCAGGUUCAGUCUUCCAUGGAUCAGCUUGACAGAAACUCAUCUGAAUCACCUGUUUCCGCAGUUUCAAACUUUGCAGCUGGUAGAUUGAAUUUUCCCGCAGAGUUAUCUUCUACUUUCCGAGAAAAUUUCUCACCGGAUAUUGCCAUGUCCUACUCAACAACCUCGAUGAGCUUUUGUGUUCCAUCUCAUCAUGGGACAACCGAGGCUGAGCCAAUUACCAUUGACAAGACAACAUUACCUUCCAGAUUUAGAAACAAUGAUCAAGAGUCUUGUUGUUGCCAAAGAAAAGAGAGAAUCUCCGAGGGCAUUACUCGGAAUCAUCAAGGAUCUCACUUGCUGCAGCGAAGAGCAGCUUCUUCGUCAAUCACGAUGAACUUAACUAAUUCACCCACACGUUUGGAUCCAAAUCAUCCAUUUGAGCAGUCACCAUACAAGAUCCAACAAGCUUUGGAUCUCCAGAGUAAGUUCUCCAGCAGAACGAAUCCCAACGCCGUUGUGCCUCCAAGUCCUUCUAACCCGGUUUUAAGGUUAAUGGGAAAAGACUUGAUGGUCAUGAACCAAGGAGAAGCAGAUGAAGAAGCAUCCCGGUCUAGCUUAACACCAACCCCUCAGUUUGUUGAUCCUCCUUGUGGUGGAACUGGCUUAUACUUCAACACAGGUCUCUAUUUAAGAAACAGUUUCGAGUCAACACAACAACCACAAGCCCAAACCCAACCACAACCACAACCACAAGCUGCAGCAUUCAGAAACAAUUUUGAUCAUGUAAGAUACUUUUCUCCGAGCUAGUCACCGUAAAGUUUCGACCUUGAUGCAGUGUAAGAAGCAGCCGAGAAGUGGGUUCUCUUCGAAAACCGAUCAUCAAACAUGGAUGCAUUCGGGUUUUAAGGUAUCUACGGCAUUUUCUAUGCUUCAUCUCUUUCUGCAGAGACUUUGUGUAGUUACUGUUUACAAAAGAAAAAGCAAACACUUGAAAAUAACAAACACUCUGUAGAAGGAUAAGUAACUUAAGGCUUUUAUUGCCACCAAAGUUAUCAAGUUAUAGUUUAUCUUUAACUUUUGGCU